GUAAGUUCACUCUUGGCUUGCAUUUCUACAUGCUCUGGAAAGACUUGUGGUAGUCUCUGACUGCGAUUAAUACGCUUCAGACUGAGCUCAAGAAACGCUCGUAGAAGUAAAAUCUCGCCGGAAUCUUAUCGUUCUUCGCUACGGCUACCCAAGAGUCGCAGAAAUGGGGGUCGGAACGCGUUCAUCGGCAAAGAAGAGCAGAGAGGAGAAAGAGUUGGAGGCGAAAAUGGUGGAUAAAAUUGAUGCAGAAACGCAAACAGAUCCUGAGAUAACUGGUGUAGACGCGGACGAUUUCGAGGAAGACGAUGGCGAAGGUGAAGAAUCCGGCUCGGAGAGCAGCGAAAAUGAGGACGAUGAAAUGGAGGCAGACGAAGACGGCCAAUUCAAAAGUGUCGACCGGGGAACGUCCUCGAAACCAGUGCGCCGCAAAAUAAUCGAGCUGAAGUAUUAUUUUGGGGAAGAUUUGCCUGACGCCGAGCUAACGAAACUUGCUGAAGCUGAGGUCAUAGUUCCCCCUGGACUUGAAGUAAAAGAAUCUAAUAUUCCUAAAGCUGGCAGGGGAGUGUUUGCAAAGUGUGUGAUCCCCAAACAUGACUUUUUUGGACCAUUUGUUGGUAAAAAGGUGACUGCUGAGGAGGCCAAAAACUACAAAGACUCCCCCUAUGUCUGGGAGGUGAGAGAUGACUAUGGAAAGUUGAUGCACUUGGUUGAUGGAAGAGAUGCAUUUCAGUCCAACUGGCUGCGCUAUGUCAACUGUGCCAGGAUUAUAACAGAACAAAACAUCCGUGCUGUUCAAUAUGAUGGAAAUAUUUAUUAUAUGGCUACUAGGCAGAUUGAAAUUGGAGAUGAGUUGCUGACAUUUUAUGGUGAAAAGUUUGCUAAGAUUCUUGGUAUAAAACCUCCAAAGAAAGGAGCAUCUAAAACUAAAGAUCCAGAACCUACUGAUGAGAGCUUUGCUUGCAAGAAUUGUGGGAAAAUGUACAGCAACCCUGCAUCCCUGAUUGGUCAUUUGAAGUACAAGUGCAACACAGGACAACAGAGGAGCAUUUUUGUCCCUCAGCCUGUUGGUCCACGAGCUUCAAUUCCCAAGAUCAAAGUUACAGAAGAAUAUGCUCGUCAACAAAAUGAGAAGUUGAAGAAGUUCAAAUGUGAUGAAUGUGGGAAGGCAUUCAUUCGCAACUACACACUGCAGUGCCAUAAGCUCAUUCACACUGGAGUGAAAGAGCAUAAAUGCACAGAGUGCGGCAAGGAGUUCACUCUGCUUAAACACCUGCAGCGUCAUCAGCUGGUUCACACUGGAGAGAAACCAUACAAAUGUCACCUCUGUGGUCGCGCCUUCUCACAGCAGGGAAGUCUUCAAGCCCAUAGCCGUACACACACAGGUGUGAAGCCAUAUUCUUGCAAGAUCUGUGGGCGCGCAUUUGCCUUGCAGUCACCUCUGCUGUCCCACAUGAGGACACACAGCCAGGAGAAGGCCUUCAAGUGCACUACUUGCGGAAAAGCCUUCACACACAGGAAUACACUCUCCCGGCAUGAGUUGAUCCACACUGGUAUACGCCCUUUCAAGUGUGACAAGUGUGGUAAGACCUUCACUCAGACCAAUGAUCUCAAGCGCCAUAGCCGCAUCCACACAGGAUUACGACCUUACAAGUGUCACAUCUGUGGCAAGGACUUCACAGUGGAGUUCACCUUAGUGUGUCAUGUGCGCACUCACACUGGGAGUCGACCAUACAAGUGUGACUAUUGCGAGAAGACAUUUACCCAGCCUGGUGCCCGUCUGAAGCAUGUACGAAAGAAUCAUCCUGAUAAGUCACCUGUUAAGGUGAGAGUUGCAACAAUCAUUUAGUCGAUGGA
Messenger RNA from Pocillopora damicornis (cauliflower coral), 1854 nucleotides. RefSeq lists its product as uncharacterized. Gene Ontology annotation, molecular function: DNA-binding transcription factor activity, RNA polymerase II-specific; protein binding; histone methyltransferase activity. Lineage: Eukaryota; Metazoa; Cnidaria; Anthozoa; Scleractinia; Pocilloporidae. Gene Ontology annotation, cellular component: nucleus. The record is from RefSeq and is a predicted model, not a curated record. Gene Ontology annotation, biological process: regulation of transcription by RNA polymerase II.